UCAGUGCGUACGUCCGUUGCGUAACUACGUGGAUGAACGUCAACAUGGCUGAAUCCAUGAGAGCAGCUGCCGAGAGUUGAUGUGGCACUGAAGAGCAUCGGCGGCAGUGAACUUGAGCUCAAUAAAGCACGUUUAUUUUGUAGAUUAAGGUACUUGCACUUGACUUGUUGAAUCAAAUAUAGUUGCACAAAUCAGGCCACCAUGUAUCUCCAGAAGAUGUUCUCCUGUUCUCAGCUAUUAUCGAGACCAAAUGCUCUUCAAACAUUCAAAAGAGCUGCUUCAAAAGGCAAAAAUCCCUCUUCCUCCCCAUUUCUCACACUCCAUGCUGUGCGUCAGUGGAGUAAUGUGCCUUUUUUUACAGUGCCGCUGGCACGGGCGCAUGGUAAGUCAUUUGCCCACCGCAGUGAUCUGCGCCAGGCCAAAAGAAUCGUUGUCAAGUUGGGGAGUGCUGUCGUGACCCGUGGCGACGAGUGCGGCCUUGCUUUGGGCCGACUCGCUUCAAUUGUAGAACAGGUGGCCAUGCUUCAGAAUCAGGGCAGAGAGAUGAUGAUCGUGACCAGUGGUGCUGUAGCGUUUGGAAAACAAAGGCUGAGGCACGAAAUUCUUCUCUCACAGAGUGUCAGACAGGCCCUGCACUCAGGCCAGAAUCAGCUCAAAGAUAUGUCACUUCCAGUCCUAGAGGCGAGAGCGUGUGCUGCUGCGGGACAAAGUGGACUUAUGGCUCUGUAUGAGGCUAUGUUCACUCAAUACAGCACCUGUACUGCCCAGAUCCUGGUAACAAACCUGGACUUCCACGAUGACCAGAAAAGACGGAACCUGAACAGCACUCUGCAUGAGCUGCUGCGUAUGAACAUCGUGCCCAUCAUCAACACGAACGACGCUGUGGUGCCUCCCCCAGAGCCCAACAGUGACCUACAGGGGGUAAAUGUUAUCAGUAUCAAGGAUAACGAUAGUCUUGCAGCGCGGCUUGCUGUGGAGAUGAGGGCAGAUCUUCUCAUAGCUCUCUCUGAUGUAGAAGGCCUUUAUGACAGCCCACCAGGGUCAGACGAUGCCAAGCUCCUGGACACAUUUUACCCUGGGGACCAGCAUUCCAUAACCUAUGGUACGAAGUCCAGGGUCGGCAUUGGAGGAAUGGAAGCUAAGGUUAAAGCUGCUCUCUGGGCUCUCCAAGGUGGGACGUCUGUUGUCAUUGCUAACGGUACACACCCCAAAGUCACAGGUCACGUGAUCACUGACAUUGUUGAGGGCAAGAAAGUAGGAACCUUUUUCUCAGAGGUCAAGCCAGCUGGUCCCACGGUCGAGCAGCAGACAGAAAUGGCUCGCUCUGCUGGCAGGACUCUUGCUUCCCUUGAACCAGAGCAGAGAAGUGACAUCAUCUGUGCAUUGGCUGAUCUCCUUACUGAGAGGAAAGAUGAAAUCUUAUCUGCCAACAAAAAGGACAUGGAGAAUGCUGUCGGCACAGGUCGUCUGUCUCCGGCCAUGUUAAAGCGACUUAGUUUGUCAUCAUCUAAACUGAACAGUCUGUCCAUUGGUCUGCGUCAGAUUGCAGUGUCCUCUCAGGACAGCGUUGGCAGGGUUCUGCGCAGGACAAGAGUGGCAAACAACCUGGAGCUGGAGCAGAUCACUGUCCCCAUAGGAGUACUGCUGGUUAUCUUUGAGUCAAGGCCAGACUGCCUUCCUCAGGUUUCUGCUUUAGCCAUUGCCAGUGGAAAUGCUCUUUUGUUGAAAGGUGGCAAAGAGGCGGCCAACACAAAUCGCAUUCUGCAUGAACUCGCUCAGGAGGCUUUGUCCAUCCAUGGAGUCAAAGACGCCAUUCAGCUGGUGAGCACACGUGAAGAGGUGGAGGAUCUGUGUCGUCUGGAGAAGAUGAUUGAUCUGAUCAUUCCUCGUGGUUCCUCUCAGCUAGUCAGAGAUAUUCAGCGCGCGGCAAAGGGCAUCCCUGUUCUUGGCCAUAGUGAGGGGAUCUGCCAUGUUUAUGUGGACCAUGAGGCCAGUGUUGACAAAGCCAUCAAGAUCAUACGAGACUCGAAAUGCGACUACCCUGCAGCCUGUAAUGCCAUGGAAACCCUGCUGGUGCAUCGAGAACUUCUCAGAACCCCAUUGUUUGAUCAGAUCAUCGACAUGCUGAGGACAGAACAUGUGAAGAUCCACGCUGGCCCCAAGUUUGCAUCGUACCUGACUUUCAGCCCGUCAGAGGUGAAGUCUCUACGCACUGAGUACGGGGAUCUGGAGUGCUGCAUCGAGGUUGUGGACAGUAUGCAAGAGGCUGUUGAUCACAUUCAUAAAUAUGGCAGUUCUCACACUGAUGUUAUUGUCACUGAAAAUGAGGACACAGCAGAGCAGUUCCUUCAGCAAUUAGAUAGUGCCUGCGUCUUUUGGAAUGCCAGCUCACGGUUCGCUGACGGAUAUCGUUUUGGUCUCGGCGCGGAGGUUGGCAUCAGCACAGCCCGUAUUCAUGCCCGUGGGCCUGUGGGGUUAGAAGGGCUUCUCACUACCAAAUGGGUCUUACGGGGCGAGGGCCACACAGCUGCAGAUUUCUCUGAGCACGGCAGCAUGACGUAUCUGCACGAGAAUCUUCCGGUGGCACAGGUUCUUCCUGGACGAAGAACCACCAGCUAGAGGCGUGAAGUAAAAACAUCUACAGAAUCAAAGUAAAGGCUCACCCACUUAAACCCUAUUUAAAGACUCCCAUCAGGCAGUGCAUUUGGAGUAUGUGUGAAUGCAAGGAAAUUAUAUGUGGAUCAAGAGCUGUUCAGUGAACCAAUACUUUUUCAUUUUCCCAGAUACACCCAUUUUAGUCAAGCAUGUCUUGUUCAGGAAGAACUUUUAGCUGUGGAAACGCGGAAGGGACAUGCCACAAACAAGACGAGGGAAUUUGCUUAAAGCUGUGGUCCAUACGAUUGUUUUUGUCAUCGUUUUUUUUUUUUUUUUUGAGCAUUACUGAUCAUGGCAGAAAUAAUGGCAGGAAAAUAGGCCUCCCAAAUUGCCCACGUUAUAUAUUUAUGUAAUAUUAAAUAUGUGAAAAUGCAGUAUGAAUUUCGAUGUGAAUUACAUUUCCAGGCACAAAUUGUAGCAUUGAUAUCAUUGUGCUGUACACAUAAAUUCAGCUUUAAUGGGACAAAUAUAUUGUUUAUUUGGCAUAGUCAUUGCAUAAAAACUGUAUUAAUAACGGAAAUAGAAUAUUUUUCAUGUGGCAUAGUGCUAGUCACUUACAGUACAACAUAAGAAAAAACAUUUUUUCCAGCUGAUCGGUCUAUGCUUUUAUUUAAAAGAAAACAGAAAACCAAUCUUCCUGUUCAUUACCUCUCUUUUUCCUUUUUUUCUGUGCUCACUGCUUUUUAAUCAUGAAUAAUGUGCAUACCUGUAGACAUUUCUUUGUUACUGCUGUAAAAUUCACUCGGGACGGGCAGCUUUUGUCCUGAACUGCUUCAAAAAGACCUCGUUAUCUGUACUUUAAAGUGCUGUAACGCUCAACAAAAUAGUGAUGCUUAAUAGUAUGAAAAGUAUUCCGAAGAUGUUCAAAAUUUUUGUAUGUAGAAUAAAUUUCUUUUUUGUACUUUCGAAA
Puntigrus tetrazona (Sumatra barb) is the source of this 3565-nucleotide messenger RNA. It is a transcript of the gene aldh18a1, whose product is annotated as aldehyde dehydrogenase 18 family, member A1. Gene Ontology annotation, molecular function: glutamate-5-semialdehyde dehydrogenase (NADP+) activity; ATP binding; glutamate 5-kinase activity. Gene Ontology annotation, cellular component: mitochondrion; cytoplasm. The record is from RefSeq and is a predicted model, not a curated record. The transcript is spliced from 19 exons. NCBI's taxonomy places the organism in Eukaryota, Metazoa, Chordata, Actinopteri, Cypriniformes, Cyprinidae. The coding region runs from base 202 to 2619 and encodes 805 amino acids.